ACUGAAUGCACUAUAAGACUAAGGUACGUAUGCGCCUUUUCUAACACUAAUUGGUUUUAGAAGAGUUGAUUGGUAGCGGCUGAGAUCCUAUAACUGAUCACAAGUUCUAUUCCAAGUGAGAGCAUUUGCAGAGGGGGAGGUUGUUGACCAUGUGUGCAUCAUUGUCCCGUGGUGGAGGCUAUAUAUGUGGGUCAAGUCACAAUUGAAUGUCGUGGGCGCUUGUAUGCUGAAUGUACUAUGAAACAAGGCGGCCGUCGUUCUACAUACCCCUCGUCUUCUUCUACGGCUCCGGCGACUCAGCUCCUUCCCAUGAUUACGACGCUCUCCGGGAGUCGCUCUCCAGGACGUUGUCGGUCCUGUACCCGGUCGCCGGGAGGCAGAAGGACGAGGUUACGAUCGAGUGCGGUGACGAGGGCGCCGAUUUUCUCCGGGCUAACGUCACGAAUUGCGAUUUGGACGGUUUCCUCAGGUGGCCGAAGCUCGACCUGAUCCGACAGCUAUUCCCUCGGGACCCGUACCCGGCGGCGUACGAUCCUGCUCAACCGUUGCUAGCCGUUCAGGUGAACCGGUUCCUGUGUGGCGGAACGGCGGUGGCGAUAUGCCUUUGGCACGCCAUCGCCGACGGGUCGGGGCUAGUCGGGUUCCUAGAAACGUGGUCCGGAUUCAAUCGGGGAGCAGGGCCCGCCGUCGGUGAUGGGGCCCGUUUCGUCGUAGACGCCUCCACGGUUUUCUCGCCUAUGAAAUUCGACUUCUCUGUGGCAAUAUCUUCCUUCGCAGAGCGAAGGGCGCAGAAGCGGGAAAAAUACAUCGCGAAACGAUUCGUUUUCUCGAAGAAGGAUAUCGAGAGGCUGAAGGACGAGUACGCUACACAAUCGGAGCAUCAGCGCCGCCCGACUCGGGUGGAGGCGUUGUCGGCAUUCAUGUGGGCCGCAGUGAUAAGGGCGGCCCUACACGCCAACCCCAACCUCAAGGGCCACAUGCUGACAAACACGGUGGACUUGAGGAGGAGACUUGGCGUUACUAUUGGAUGCACAAGAUGGGGGGAUAGAGGUUUGGAUUGGGUUGCCAAGACCAAUUAUGUGCCAUCUUGGCAAAGAUGAUGAGUUCAUUUCUCAUGUAACGUUUAGCCAAAUUGUGUGGGAACCUCUUCAUAUGCCACCUCGUCUCUAGAUGAAGGGAAAACUUCAUGUGUGUUGAAACCCACCUAUGCUUCUCUCAUCUUUUAAUGAAUACAUACUUUGAAUUAUUGGCAACUUUUAGUGUAACAUGCAAAAUAAUAGCUACUCGAGAGU
This is a messenger RNA of Cuscuta campestris, 1292 nucleotides long. Lineage: Eukaryota; Viridiplantae; Streptophyta; Magnoliopsida; Solanales; Convolvulaceae. The record is from the annotation of a GenBank genome assembly.